UGUAUUCUCACUAAGGUUUAUUCCCUAACCCCAGAAUCUAUAUUAAGAUUUGACGAUACCCCAGAGUCCACUCUGAAGAGACACGGAUAUUACUGUCGAUCCCGAAAGGUUGGGAGUGCCAUUCGGGCUCGAUCUUGUAUUACAUGCGCGAGAGGCAAGGCCCGCUGCGAUAAUCAGCGGCCUGAAUGCUCGAGAUGCAAAGCCAAAGGCAUUGAAUGCCGUUACCCAAGUAAAACGUCCAAGCCUCCAGGGCCAAGAACUCAGCAGCCUAAGUCCGAUGGACAGACCGAGCGACUGACGCCGGUUACUCUGUCGGUGGCAGAUAUUCCCGACGUUGAAGAUUUUCUAGAAGCGAGCAAUGAUGGUGAUAUCCUUCUUGAUGGAGCCCUAGUCAUUCCUGACUCCGAAUUCACAGCUCUAGGAGGGGGGUAUAGUAACCAGAAUGUACCGGAUCUGGCUUUCGCCGAUUUCCUAAAUGCGCAUAUGCAUGACGAGAAUGUUCAGUAUACUCCAUCAGGGUCGCCAGCUUCCGUCUAUCAGUCCACAUCUUCGGCCGAUGAAACAGCCCAAAGGCAACACCCCAUGUCAUCUCCCACGCUAUCAAUACCACCGGUACCAGCUCAAGCUAUCCGAUCGCUUGUCCAGCGACCGAAUAUGGGAAGUGGGACCCACAGAAUUGCAAAGCUCAUACUCCACAAUCUUAGAUCCUAUCCCCAGAUGAUGCUGCGCCACAACACACUUCCACCCUUUAUCCACCCUUCUGUGGUAUCUUCCGAUCCUGGUAACCCCGAUAUGGAGCCACUAACCAACUGCAUCGCCCUGGUGCAUAUGAUCGGUAGCGGGACCCAAGCGAGUCGAAAGCUGUUCUGGAAGAAUGUACGGAUGGAAUGUGAACGGCUAUGCGAAGAGCACCCGAAUUUAAAUAAGUGGGAAAUGCUGGCUGCUAUGCAAGCCCUCUCCAUCUAUAUCAUCAUUCGAUUAGAUGAAGGCGAGACGGAUCACAAUAACGUUGAUGUCCUAUUGCUCAAGACCAUUAUAGCAAUUUCUAAGCAGUUCAACUGCAGCGACAUCGCCAAAAAUGUAAAGUUUGCGCUACACAACCGGGAUCUCAAAAGCAGCUGGAAUGAUUGGAUCUUUGAGGAGUCAAGACGAAGAUUAUGCGUGAUUUAUCGAGUGGUGAAUAUGCUAGUCUACUUCGAACCAGCGGCAAUGUGUGGUUUAAAAACAGACCUUGUUAUAGCACCACUGCCGGGAAAGAAGCAGCUAUGGGAGGCAGGUGAUGAGCUUAUGUGGAAGGUGGAAAGCCAGAAAGAACCUGGGAUCCAGACUGCAUUUGGACUGGCUGCGAAUGGUGACCUAGUUCAACUGGGGGAUGAUCAUUUAUGUUCGACCCCUGAAUUGCUACUCCAUGAGAACUUUACUACCAGGGGCUCGGCGCCUUGGGAGGAGUGGUGCUCGGGGAUGGAUGGGUUUGGCGGCCUUGUAAUGCUUGCUGCUUCUUUAAUAGGGUAGAACUAGA
Molecule: messenger RNA, 1519 nt
Organism: Aspergillus pseudotamarii
Lineage: Eukaryota; Fungi; Ascomycota; Eurotiomycetes; Eurotiales; Aspergillaceae
Exons: 4
Coding region: 484-1512 (342 amino acids)
Source: RefSeq, a predicted model, not a curated record